Colletotrichum orchidophilum is the source of this 5916-nucleotide messenger RNA. Its product is annotated as COPII coat assembly protein SEC16. The transcript is spliced from 2 exons. Gene Ontology annotation, biological process: COPII vesicle coat assembly; Golgi organization; autophagy. Gene Ontology annotation, cellular component: endoplasmic reticulum exit site; ER to Golgi transport vesicle membrane. NCBI's taxonomy places the organism in Eukaryota, Fungi, Ascomycota, Sordariomycetes, Glomerellales, Glomerellaceae. Bases 1 to 5916 code for a protein of 1971 amino acids. The record is from RefSeq and is a predicted model, not a curated record.
AUGACUUCCGAGGACCCGAACGCCUCGUGGCAUCCAGCUUUCAUGCCUAAUGAUGCUAGUGGGCGUGCAAGCACGGAAGCUCGACUUUCUUCAAGCGCAGAAACCGACGAUUUACCAUCGGCGGCUCCCCUUCACAGCCAGCUCGCUGAAGAUCUCGAGCCUGCACCCCCACCACAAGUGUCACAGCUGGGAAAUCAGCCCGAGAAACAGAGUAGUCCCUGGCUCGUCGAGGACGACGACCAAGAUGCUUCCAAUGAUUGGCCCGUUUUCGAAAGACCAGUGUCAGAUGCCUUGGCCGCUAGCGACGACGACCCAAAGGAAGCUUCAAAUUCGGCUGUAGCUGCUGAAUCAGAACCGAACUUGCCUCCCUCUGCCGAACCGACAGACGAGGUCACUCCGCAGCCGCAAACUGUGACCGAAGAACCCAGACCAUCCGCACCUACGUUGGGUCAUACCAGCACCAACUCAUUCACUCGGACUGUCUCCCACGAGGUUAACUGGGAUGAUGACCAUGACACCGAAUGGACGCUAUCCCGGACCGAUACCGACCCGUUCAAGUUUAUGCCACCGAACGACAGGACGAACUCAUUCCCACCCGUCCCGCCUGCCAGCGGAGCAUCCAUAACCGUCCCUGGCACGGAGCAGCCUCUUCCGUCAAACCAAGCCGAGGACUUGAUUCACGAAAUAGAGAGCGCACCUGAACAUUUCGACAAUGGCGCUUUCGAGGAGACGAAUCAUGUCGCAGCCGACUUUGUAAACGGCUUUGACAACGAGGAACCGCAGGACGACCAGCACUACGUAGGCCGUGAUGCUACAUUUACUGGGCAGGAGGAUCUCGGUUCGCGUUAUGAAGAGGGAAUACCUCUCAUUCCCCAUUCCGAGUCCAAUGGAGAAGCAUCGCAGCCAGACCAGAAACUUGCUAGCUUUGGGGACGAAGAAGCAGGCGAGGAUGACUUCUUCAGCCAGAUCCACAGCUCCAACAACGACGACUUUCCCGACUUUGAUGGGAACCAUCCACUGGAGCGCAAAUCCACAAUGCAAGUCUUGGGCGCCAUGAACGCAUCGACACUGUCUAGAGCUGAUACGCUGGACGAAAUGCUUGAAGAGGACGAAGACGUUAAUGAGGCUAUGAAGUCGACGGAGGUGUCCGAUGGCCUUGAGGGGCCUGCGCAGCCUACCCAGUCCGAAGAUACUGGAGCAAAACCGGCUGACGAUCUUGCUGCUAAGUGGGAACAAGCUUUUGCGGACGAUGACGGAGAAGACUUCUUGCUGGACGAGUCGCUCGACGAGGCCGGCGAAUCCAAGCCAGUCGAUCCAUCAGCAUUUUUCGGUAGCGAUGAUGAGGGCUUCCUCGACGACGACGACGACGACGCCGACGACCUGCCUACGGCUGCGGCCCCGACUCUCAGCAAUGUUCAGCCUUCCGGACAACAGAACCGAUAUACUCCUGCCGUUGCUUCCCAUCAAGCUGCUCGCUCUUCUUACACUCCGAGUGCGCCGGCAGGGCCGUCGCCCUAUCAGCCUCAGAAUGCAGCCACGCCGUUUGCGCCAGCGGUAGCCCCUUAUGCUACCCAGCGUACGCAGUCAGCCGCGCCUUACAAUUUGCAGCAGACGCGUCCCGAGCCUGUCAAAGCCCAGAGUUUUGCAGCGCAGUCCAAAGGCGGUUAUACAUCUCCGUACGAUCUCCCCAUGGAAGUUGUUGUCCCGAAAAAGAGGACCAGCACACAACAACUCCCGCAAAGCCCAGUGACGGGGCCGUCGUUGGGUCCUCCUCCGCGUAGCUCUAGCAUGCAAGCUCACACGCCGCCGCCACCACCCAGAGCUGCUACCUCUAGCUCCUCACCCCCGACGUCGAGUCAUUCUGGGCAGCCUCUGCCAGCAGGGAAACCUGUACCUCUGCUUCGAAAUAAGGACAGUUUCUUCGAGGAGCUGCCUAUGGCUUCCAAGCCCCGAUCAGCUUCUCGACAGAGCCACCGAGUUGCUUCGCCAGCUUUGGCUGGGCCUCCUGAACCUCUUCAACCGCAAACUCAUUCUCAGCUUGCUCCUUCACCACUGUCGCCGCCAAUGUUGUCGCCUCCAGGUUUGAGCCACUCGCUCUCUGGAGGCAUUCCACCUUUGGUGCCUGGUGAGCGUGUCAACCCCUAUGCAUCUCAGACGGCGCAACAGCAGGUCCCUGGUAUUCCAGGCAAUGCGAGGUACUCUCCCGCUCCGUCGGUACCGAGUACUAAUGGAACCAAUCGCCCGCCAUCCGUGAGCAGAUAUUCACCCGCGCCGGGGGCCGCAAGGCCUCCCGUGCCCGCUUUCCAUGCAGCUACCACGCCUCCCACUGUUCUGCCACACUUACCUAGAACGUCUAGUCCGUUGGCCCAUUUUGAGGUCUCGCGUGAAGCGGCCGCAACCAAUGGAGACCACCCUCAGCUUGACCGUAGGUCGAGCUACGGCAUCGAGCCAAGAAGAGUUCCAUCACUUCCUACUACUCGUGAGGUCGAGGAGGAGGACGAUUCGAAAACUUCAUAUGCAGCUCAGCCUACAAACGGUGCACCCGCUGAGUCUCGCUACAGCCCGGCACCGCCGAUGGUUGCGAGGCAGACCCCGCCGCCGUCAUCCCACGGCCCCCCUGUGCACUCGACUUUGUCACCUUCGAAGAGGUCCACGUCCAAUUACAUGCCACAAGCCCCCCUUCAUGAUUCACCCCCCGAUAACAGGUAUGCACCGCCACCGAGAUCCCAAACCCAGUCGCCAGGAUCCUCUCAAGGAGCACGCCCACAGUCUCAACCCGUGCCUCGGCCGACUUCGGUCCACAGCCCGACAUCCCCUCGAGCAACUAGGAGUUUCCAACCGGUCAACGCCCCUGUCUCUCGGCCCAGGGGACCCUCUCAAACCUUCAACAUGGUUGCGCCAACUGAUGGUCGCGAAAAUGAUCCUCUGCAAAGAUGGAAAGGUGCACCGAUUAUCUCAUGGGGUGUUGGCGGAACGAUGAUAACCUCUUUCCCCAAGAAUGUACCGCGUUACGGUAUAGGUCAAACCGCCCCCAUGAUCAUUCGCAGCCCAGGCGAAGUAUACGUCAAACAUAUCAAAGACACCCAACCACUCGAAGAGAGACUGGCAAAGUUCCCUGGGCCUCUGCGUGGGAAAUCAAAGAAGAAGGAAACGAUCGCCUGGUUGAGCUCAGGCAUAGACACCCUGGAAAAGGAAGUACCCGAAGUUUCUUUCCAACCUCGAGUUUCCCACGAGCACAAGCGUGCGAUUGAGCGAUUGCUGCUCUGGAAAAUUUUGAGGGUUUUUGUCGAGCACGAUGGUGUCCUGGAAGGCACUGCCGCCGUAGACAAAGCUGUGCGAGAUAUAUUGGCCCCAGGCCUGGACGCCAACACCAACGAGGGCGCCGUUGGCUAUGGUGCCGGUAUCGGCGCUGACGCUCUUCAAGAAUCGUCUUCAACUCAGGUGAGGGCGGAUGUGGUGGAUUCAUCUACAAUGGAUCAAAUCCGGAAGUAUCUCCUAGUUGGCGAUCGCGAAAAGGCGGUGUGGGAAGCAGCUGACAAACGGCUUUGGGGCCAUGCCAUGUUGAUUUCCAAUACCGUUUCCCCAGAUCUCUACAAACAAGUCGCCCAGGAAUUCGUCAGGAAAGAAGUCAAUUACCCAGGACACGCCAAUGAGUCUAUUGCCGCGCUUUACAAGGUUCUCUCGGGUAACUUUGACGACUGCGUUGACGAACUGGUUCCGGCCCACGCUCGGGCCGGUUUCCAGCUUGUCAAUACAACAUCUGCCAGUGGUUCGACUAGGGAUGCCACUGAAGGACUCGAUAAAUGGCGGGAGACUUUGGGACUAGUCUUGAGCAACCGCAGUACUGACGACGUCCGGGCCUUGAACGCACUCGGUAACUUGUUGUCCUCGUAUGGACGAGCUGAAGCCGCACACAUAUGCUUCCUGUUCGCUAGGAAAGCUACUGUUUUCGGGGGCCUUGAUGACCCUGCCUCGAACUUCGUCCUUGUUGGCGCAGAUCACAAGACCCAAGGAGAGCAGUUUGCUAAGGAGACCGAGGCUCUGCUAUUGAGUGAGGUCUACGAGUACGGCCUGUCGCUUGCAGGAGGCCCAUCCCUGACCGUCGGUGUGCCGCACUUGGCAGCGUACAAGCUCCAGCAUGCUAUGACUCUGGCUGAGUAUGGGCUUCGCGACAAGGCUUUGCAAUAUUGCGAGGCGAUUGCCAGCUCCAUCAAUGCUCAGACCAAGAGAUCGAACUAUCACCACCCAAUCCUGGAGACGGCUGUAGAGAACUUGCGAACGAGGCUCAGGCAGGCUCCCAAGGAAGAAUCAUCGUCCUGGAUUUCCAAGCCUAGCAUGAACAGAGUUUCGGAUACAGUCUGGAGCCGGUUUAAUAAGUUUGUUGCUGGCGACGAGAACGACGGCUCUGCUGCUGGCGCAUCCGGUGAGGGUGGUGCCGAAUCUGGACCGUUCGCUCGGCUGGCGGGAGGCACUCCUACCAUUAGUAGAUCGCCUUCUGUGUCAAACUUCGAGCCUAUGUACGGAACUGGUGCUUCCAGCCUCCCAGUCGGGACUCCUCCUGCUGCGGUUCCCAUCCCUGCUACGAGAGCCGCCUCUCGAUACGCGCCAGGCCCGUCUCAAACACUUGCUCUGUCAAGCUCCUACGAAGCCGGCUCUGGCUACACACCCGGCCCAGCUUCAGUCGGGCGCUCGUCAAACGAAUACUCCCGCAGUCCCUAUGAGCCACGAACGUCGAUGGACUCCCAACCUGGGUAUACAAAUAGCGGAUACAUGCCUCAAAACUCGACAGGGCCAUCUCAAGCUUACACUCCACCUACGUAUGGUGGUGGCCAAGACACGGCUGCUUCUGCACAGAUAUUGCCAAGAGCCGUUCAAGCCUCUCCUAUGCAAUCGCCGACCAAGCCCACGUACCAGGGCUACGAGCCAUAUGACAGUCAAGCUCCCGCCGUUCCGUCUGUCGAACUUCAAACCCAGGACACUGUGGAAAACAAUCAGAAACCAGACAACAAUCUGGCCAGUCCAGGCUACCAGCCACCUUCUUAUGGAUACGAACCUCCAUCGAUGUCCAACGUCGAGCCUCAAUCACAACCUGCAGAGCCUGCUGGGGAUGGUGGAUACGAUCCCCCUUCGUUCCAGCCGUAUGGCUAUGAACCCCCUUCGUACAAUCCCGAGCCUGAGCAGGACGAUGAAGGGGAGCGCGGGCCGAAGCCCAAGAGUUUCAUGGAUGAUGACGAUGACGAUGAUAUUCCCGCCCUCAAGGCGCUUAAGCCUCAAGAGAAGGGAAAGUCAGAGAAGGACAAGGAGAACGAAGAAAUGUUCAAGAAGGCGGCAGAGGAAGACGCCAAGCGAGCGGCAGCACAGCAACAGUCCAAGAAGGGAUGGGGUUUCGGCAGCUGGUUUGGGGGCAAAAAAGAAGCUAGCCCGGAUCCUCAGCAGGGUAAUAAACCCGUCAAGGCCAAUCUCGGUGAAUCCAGCAGCUUCGUGUACGACCCUGAUCUGAAGCGCUGGGUGAACAAGAAGGGAGGGGCAGAAGCGACACAAGCGAAGACGGCAACACCGCCGCCGCCAAAGGGCGCUUCGAGAUCCAACACGGGAACGCCACCUCCGCCGCGCACCAUGACACCCCCCAAGGGUCGCGCGAGCGCUCCUCCCGGAGGACCGCCUGGUCCGGCACUCGCCCACGCUACGUCUACCGAAAGCCUUGGAGUGCCACCAGGUCCGCGACCUCCGAGCAUGAUGCGGUCAGUAUCGAAUACCAGUGCUGGAGGGCCUCCAAGCGCUCCUCCAAGCCGACCGGCAACGAGCAUGAGCAAUGCCAGUAGCAUCGACGACUUGAUCAGCGCGGCAGGUCCCCGAAAGCCGGGUGCGAAGAGGGCAAAGAAGGGCGGUCGGUACGUGGACGUUAUGGCCAAGUAA